Molecule: messenger RNA, 498 nt
Organism: Laccaria bicolor S238N-H82
Lineage: Eukaryota; Fungi; Basidiomycota; Agaricomycetes; Agaricales; Hydnangiaceae
Exons: 4
Coding region: 77-349 (90 amino acids)
Biological process (GO): proton motive force-driven ATP synthesis
Molecular function (GO): proton transmembrane transporter activity
Source: RefSeq, a predicted model, not a curated record
CAAAAAGUCAGCGUCGAGGGCCGCCUGCACACGACCUUAGAUUCGUACCACGGUCGAACGCAAAAGGGCUUUUACAAUGGUCUCGUCAACAGUCAACGUCGUCCGGUACACGGCUCUUUUCUCAGGUAUCGCUUAUGGGUGGUACCACCGCCGAACUCUCCAAACGGCCCACGACCAACACAAGCUGGAGCAUGCGGUCCACCAUAGGGAACAAUUGGUUGCGGAAGCCAAGGACGCAUGGAAAAGAAAGCAGCAGAGCUCCAUAAAAGAUACCACCCUUAUCAACGACCCAGAGGAUCCUCGGUUCGACUUAGAGAAGCUGAUAGCGCAUUGGGAAAAGAGCACAUAAUUCUGUAUCUAAUCUUCUUUCGGCCUGGCUGCGUAUAGAUUAUUGCUUCAAUGUUUUUCACAACACCCCGACGUUGCGAGUACACGUCUAGAGAGAGGGUCUCCGUAAAAUAAUUUGUGCCAAUGACAUGGUAAUAGUAUGAAAUGGUC